Molecule: messenger RNA, 897 nt
Organism: Oikopleura dioica
Lineage: Eukaryota; Metazoa; Chordata; Appendicularia; Copelata; Oikopleuridae
Source: the annotation of a GenBank genome assembly
AUGACUGUAACUUUGUUAGGUGACGAAGAGCGCUUCGGAACUAACCAAGGCGUCGCUGAGGCCUUCGAUACGGCUACUGGAGAGACUGUGAUCGUCAAGGCGCUCUUUAUCCAAAAUAAAGAAGGUUGGACAAACACGAAGCGAGAAGCUGAAACGCUUCGACAACUCGAUCACGCGAAUGUGGUCAAAUUCGUCGACUUUCUCGAUCGACAUACGCCAGAAUGGGCUUAUGGAUCCAUGUGCUUCAUCAUUAUGGAGCACUGCGCCGGCGGAAGCCUUGCCGAUUGGAUCGAGAAGAUGAAGGCAGCGGGAAGACGAACUACUCUUGACGAGGCAAGGGUCAUUGCGGCUCAGCUCAUCUCCGCGCUGAGCUACUGCCAUGGAAGAAACAAGGUCCAUCUGGACCUCAAACCCGCCAAUAUAUUCGUCCUCGGCGAUUUCAUUACGGUGAAGAUCGGGGACUUCGGAAGCGCCCAGUCUGUCCGAUCAAUUCAGCAAACAAUGACGACUACGACUGGAGAAGGAAUCAAGUCCACGCCACUUUAUGCUGCCCCUGAAAUCAACAGCCCAGACAAGACGGCAAAGAAACAUCCAAGACUGGAUAUUUGGGGAUUCGCACUGAUUUUGCAGGAACUGCUGACUCUUGAGCAUCCCUUUGCUCGAAAAGAAGGAAGACCGGCCUUGUUUUUCGAAAUAAUAACGAAUAUUCAAACUGGCAAACGAACACCUCUCUUUGAAAUCCUUGGCGAAACGGACGAGAUUGAAGAGUUCGAAACUCUCAUCGAAAAAUGCACGAAAGUUGAGAGCUCAAGACGGCCGAGAAACGCGAUUGAGCUGCGAAAUGAAGGCGUCUUCGUUGAUUUUCUGCAGCGAAUGAUUGGGAGAUUUUUGAUUUGA